AUGAAAAUUGGUUGUCCUGAACCAUCAGUCCCAGAGUUCAAGUCCUGUGGUCAACAACUGCAACUUGCUAGUCCCCAUCAGCUCAGCUCUACAAUGCUAGGCCUACCCAUCAUAGUCAAGUUGACCCUAGUAUGCACCCUGCUGUCCAAGUGCUUGGGUGUGCUUGCUCCUCCACCUGUACACUCACCGGAUGACCUGCUACUUACUGGCCAAUGCUGGGAAUGUUUUGAGAGGUCUGGCCACCUGUGGGAGGGUCCGUUUCCAAAUUCUAUGAUCCUCACCUGGGAAGAUGAUGAGUACCCUUGUAGAAAGUUGAGUUUGGAUGAAAGAUGCAACCAGAAAGUUAAACUCAAGCAAUACUACUGUUCACUAUGUGGGCGCUACGCACACUUCAAUCUGGGAGGGUGUUCAGUCCACCGCCCUGUCACUCGUUACCUUGCAGGAGACCCCCCUGAAUUGGAAGUACCAUUACCAGGAGACCCCCCUGAAUCACAAGUAAAAAUACUCCCAGCCCUCCUGCCUUGA
Puccinia graminis f. sp. tritici CRL 75-36-700-3 is the source of this 525-nucleotide messenger RNA. RefSeq lists its product as uncharacterized. The record is from RefSeq and is a predicted model, not a curated record. The coding region runs from base 1 to 525 and encodes 174 amino acids. The transcript has 2 exons. Lineage: Eukaryota; Fungi; Basidiomycota; Pucciniomycetes; Pucciniales; Pucciniaceae.